UGCGGAGGGAAGGGGUGGCUGAUAAUAAUGGGGAAGUCCCAAACGUCCAAUCGCUAAACGACUCUCAUCAACUGCUAGAGCUGCUCGCUAGUGUUGGCACAGGCUGGUGCUGCCCUUGACCCUAGUGCCAGUUACCCAGGCGGCAGGUUCCAAUGGAAGCAGAUUAAGUUAUUGCAUGCAGCUGCAUCAUACACCAUGUCAUCAUGCGUGUCCAAGAGGGCUUCUUCUGAGAGGUCCAUCCUACAAGAUGAUCAUGAGACUACAAUUCAACCUCACAUAGUCUGUAACUUUUCAACCCUGAGCAUUGACCUAGGCAUGGAAUCAGUUAUAGUGGUAACAGAAUAUGAUUCAGGUAUCACUGACAUAGAGUCUGAGCAGAAUGGGCAGUCCAGGCAUCAAGAUGUUGAAUUCAAGGAGAACAGUGAAGUGGAAACUGACUUGCACAGAAUAAAUGAAAGUGAAUGCAAGCUUGAUGACCGUAAAGUGCUUCCAGUAGGCCGUAAAGAUUGCAAAGGCAAACUCAACAUGACCAAUAGAAAACUCUCCCUUCAAGAACGAUCUCAGUCUACCCCAGCUUCUAGUAAUAGCCUAGGAAUGAAUGGACGAUAUAUUUAUCCUUCGCUGCCAUACUCUCCAGUCACAUCACCACAGUCCUCUCCUCGUCUGCCACGCAGGCCAACUGUAGAGUCUCACCGUGUUUCCAUCACAGGUUGUCAGGACUGUGUCCAACUGAACCAGUAUCAGUUAAAAGAUGAAAUUGGGAAGGGCUCUUAUGGGGUGGUAAAACUGGCCUAUAAUGAAGAUGAUAACACGUACUAUGCAAUGAAGGUUCUUUCAAAGAAGAAGCUUAUGAGACAAGCAGGAUUUCCACGCCGACCCCCUCCCAGAGGUGCCAAAACAGCUACAGAAGGUGGUGUUCAGGCCAUGGGGCCCAUUGAGAGAGUCUACCAGGAAAUAGCUAUUCUGAGGAAGUUGGAUCAUCCAAAUGUAGUCAAGCUGAUUGAGGUGCUGGAUGACCCUAGCGAGGACCAUCUGUACAUGGUGUUUGAGCUGGUGAGGCGUGGACCAGUGAUGGACGUUCCAACAACCAAACCAUUAACUGAAGACCAAGCUCGCUUCUACUUCCAGGAUCUGAUUAAAGGAAUAGAAUAUUUGCAUUAUCAGAAGAUUAUACACCGUGACGUCAAGCCAUCUAACCUCCUGCUGGGAGAGGAUGGGCACAUUAAGAUCGCUGACUUUGGUGUCAGUAAUACAUUUGAAGGGAACGAUGCCUUUCUGUCCAACACAGUGGGAACACCUGCAUUCAUGGCUCCAGAAACCCUCUCUGAAACCCGCAAAAUAUUCUCAGGAAAGGCACUGGAUGUUUGGGCAAUGGGUGUGACUCUGAAUUGUUUUGUAUUUGGUCAGUGCCCAUUUAUGGAUGAAAGGAUUCUAGCUCUACACAGCAAAAUAAAGAAUCAGCCACUGGAGUUUCCUGACCAGCAUGACAUCUCAGAAGAUCUAAAAGACCUAUUGUUACACAUGCUUGACAAAAAUCCAGAAUCUAGGAUUUCUGUGCCUGAAUUAAAGCUUCACCCGUGGGUCACCAAGCAAGGACUGGAGCCCCUGCCAACAGAGGAUGAGAACUGCACACUGGUGGAAGUGACAGAGGAAGAGGUGGAGAAUUCAAUCAAGCACAUCCCAAGCUUGGCCACUGUGAUCUUGGUAAAAUCAAUGCUACGGAAACGUUCUUUUGGGAAUCCAUUUGAGGGGAGCAGGAAAGAAGAAAGAUCCAUGUCCUCUCCAGGAAAUCUGCUAAUAAAAAGACUGAUCAGGAGAAGUGAAAUGUAGCUGCAUUUUCAGCAGCAAAAGGAUACAAGGAAGCGAGGAGAGUUUGCGAGAGAGCGAUUUACAGGAGGUAGGGGAGGAUGAAGUUUUAUCCUGAGCCCUGCGGCACUGAAGGUGUUGUGGUUCAGAGUUCACCCUACAAAACACCUGCUGCUGGGAGAGACCUCUGUGUGGGAAACACACCCUGUGUAAGCCGUGCAUGCUGCUACCGAUCAGUUCCGAAUGAAGAUCUUAUGUUAUCGCAUGCGCUGAAGACUGUAAUGUCCUGCCUUGGGAAGUAAAAUCUAUCGUCGAGUCGUUUUUAACGUAUUGGUAACUUUGCCAUGGGCUUGCUCUUCCAGAGUCUCCUGGAGACUGAUCCAGAGAAGGUGCUUAUUUUGUAUGUUGCAAAAAAACAAAACAAAUGAAGUGGCUUGUAGCAAAUGUCUUAAUGCCAAAUACCACACUCACUCACUCACAGCUGCACUAAUGAGGGGGGGGGGGGGGGGGGGGGUGAAUCAUUUUACGGAAAAGCCUGUGCUGAGCUAAUCUGCAGCAUGCUACUUAUUACUCACUGGCAAUAAAGUGCUUGCAGGAAACAUCUUUGAUGCAAGUAAGGGCCAGAUUAUGAUCAGCCCAUUAUCUACAAGAUUGUUCCGGUAUGUUGAAAGAUUGGCUUUUUUCAUUGCUGAAACCCCUGCUUUAUUCUGCUUCAUAUUGCAGCUGCGUUACCAUGAGCAAGUAAAGGUGGCUCCUGCUUAAUUAAGGAGAUAUUAAGAGGGAUAAUAAGAAAUAUCAGAAAUUUUACAAAAGGCUUUAAACAUUCUAGCUGUAGCACAAAGACAUAAGGCAAGGUGGGGUCCAAGUUCAACAUGACAGUGAAUUGGAAUGUUAUUGGGCUGAGCAAAUACUGACAUCUGUGCCAACUGAUAUAAAGUAAAUGGACAUAUUAGUACAGUAUAUUAGUGUAGUAUCAACAUUAGGAGGGUGUUAGGGCUUUAUUUUUGUGAUAUGAGCAUAAUAUAGAGAUAAUAAUUUAUAGAAAUGGAGCAGAUCUGUGUGUCUCAGUUCAUUUCAGCAGAAUGAUGUUACUGCUCGGAUGGCACUAAAAUGCUUAUAUUCCCAGCUGGGGCUUUAGAGUUUACAAAAAAAAGUGUGUAUUCCCAGGUGCAGUAACCCAUAGCAACCAAUGAGAUGUUUACUUUUAAACAGCUGAACAGUAAAUUUGACCGGUUGAUUGGAUGCUAUAGGUUACUGCACUUAUGUGUUUUAUUCCGUAAAUUACAUAUUACUUUUCUACUCCAAAGCGAGUGGAACUUUGACCAAGUGACACAUUUUUCAUGAAAUGUCAGUGCCUUGGAUCUGCAACACUUACAGUUAGCUGUGAGAAGACUUAGGCAUUUAGGCAAUAAGAUCUGGCCUGUUUACUUACAAAUCAGAAUGGGAAGUCUAAAUAUGCCUGCACAGGACAUAAGCAGCACAGCAACAAGAAAUAGAAUCGCUGUUUGCUAUUCACUGAAGCAAUUGUUUUUGUAAUGUUAUAUGUGCAGUGCUUGUGGAGCCUGAACAUAGACAUGUAUUGACUUUCUUUAACUACAACCCUUGUACUCACAUGCAGAGUAAAUACAUGGUUACAGUAUGGAGGGUAUUUUCUUACAAACACUUGAAUUAUAUUAAAUGAUGUUGGGAUGUGUAUUAGGGGACACAGAUUCAUUUUCAAUAUUAUCUUUGCGGCCCAAAAAUUGGUUUAGAAUCUGUUACGUUCCUCAUUCUAAUUAAUAUUUUCUAUUGUAGAAAGUGUAUAUAUUAUUCAGUCAUACAAUGACUAUGAAGAUUCUCAUUCAUCCAACUCAAUGAUAUACAGUAUCUAGUAGAAUUAAGUAAAGCAGCUGGACUUUGAGUUUUCGUGAACUCAAACUUUUCAAGAAAACCUCAGUUGCUUUAGACUUUAUUCUACUAAAUACUAGUCUAGGUAUCCAGUCAGCACCUUUGGCAAUCUCUUCUUUAUCCUAACAGCCAUAAACCCCAGAGAGCCUGGGGUUAGUUUUAGGGCUGGGCGAUAUACCGUUUAAUACCGAAUACCGGUGGUUUUUUUUAAAACUAUAUUCAUUUUUCAGAUACCGCAAUACCGGGGUGUCAGGGUACUCACCCGUGCGCCUCCUUGCGUCAAAGCGCAUGUACAUGUUAAAGCGUGCACGUCUGCGCAUGCGUGGGGUUUUUUUAAAGCUAUCAAACGCCUCCUCCUGUGCUAUGUUGUCUGCGGCCUUGCCUGGGAAACUAAGUCUGCCUGAUUUACCUUACGACUUUCUGUUGCCGAUCCUUCGCUUGCCUGACUCUGAUUUUCAAUACUGCAGUAAUUAUUCUCUAAUUUAUUAGGAAAUGGGGUUAACACCUAAUCAUGCAUGGAAAAAAAAAAUACCGUCAAAUACCGUGACACCGAUAUAAUUUUGAAAAAUACCGUGAUAUAAAUUUUUGGUCAUACCGCCCAGCUCUAGUUACUUUACAAAACGUAAGCCUCAUUAAAAUGCUGCCAUUAGAAACUGCCUACAAGGGACUGUGAUGCUGAGUCCAGCAUCUUUGGUAGUUAUUCAUGUAUUGUAUUCCCCCUUGGUAUUUAAUUAAAACAUUGUUGCCAUGUGUGUAUAAAGUGAUAUAUAUAAGGCAUUGUGUUGAUGGGAUACAUACAAAGUCAAGAGAAAACACACACACUGAGCAGUAAGUUUUGUGUAUUUACAGAGACAUAUAUACUGUAAAGACUACUGUGUAAGUGCCAUCACUUUUGUACCCAAGCCUGUAGUUACAGUUCUUUCUUUCAGGCCCAGUGCAGCAAUCUGUAGAUUACGGCAAAUGCCAAAGGGGCAGCUGUAAGAUGGCGGACAGUCACUAUGCUGUUAGGUUGUUGUAUACACUACAGACGAAUGCAAUUACAAUCUUAUUGUAGUUAACACAAUAAUGCACCAGGGAAUUUCAGGGUGUCCAUUCACUUAAAGGGACAAGAUCCAGUUGGCAAAGAGUUGGUUUGACCCAGCACGUGAGCCAAGCAAUCACAAUCUUCUUUAUGCCAAUAAAGAACUAGGGAAACCAAACUAUAAGGAGCUUAUAAUAUUGUGGGUAACCUGGUUCUUAUUUGAAGUAGCUUGCUCUGAUGACCUAGCGCAGUGCUUGAUGAGCAGAGGCCCAGUAACCCUUUAGGCCAGUGAUCCCCAACCAGUGGCUCAGGGGCAACAUGUUGCUCACCAACCCCUUGGAUGUUGCUCUCAGUGCCCCCAAACCAGGGAGUUAUUUUUGAAUUCCUGACUUGGGGGCAAGAUUUGGUUGACUAAAAACAAGAUUUACUUCCAAAUAAAGCCCCCUGUAAGCUGAUAGUGUGCAUAGAGGCUGCCUAAUAGCCAGUCUUAGCUCUUAUUUGGCUCCUCCAUUAACUUUUAUGCUGCUCGUGUUGCUCUCCAAGUCUUUUUACAUUUGAUUGUGGCUCACAAGUAAGAAAGGUUGGGGACCCCUGCUUUAGGCCUAUCACUAUUUUUUGCCAGUCUAUAUUGGUGCCUCAUGGCUUUCUCAGAGAUCAGCUUGGUGAAACCUUCCCUGCAUCAUUAGUGUGUCGGUGUCACAUCAGACACUUCCCAAUGGGGCUUUAUGCUACAACCAUAAGGGGCCCUGGCAAGCUUUUUAACACUCAUGUGCUGGAUACACGUGGUGAGAAAAUGUCUGUCUAGCCUCUACCUCAGAGACAGAAGUGCUACUGCCAGGCCACCUUUCUUGAAAACAAUAACACAUCUUCUAUAUUUAUUACAGCAGGUACAGUUAGUUGGUCUUUCAGAUAAUACAUAAUAUUUAAGUAGAGUGCAUGAUUGCUUUUACAUUUUAGGGAAUGCUACAAUCAAAUGUUGUAUUUUAAAUAGAUGUGCUUUCUGUUGUGAAUUACCUCUUUAUUCCUUUUUUUUCACUUGAAACUGAGCCUGAAAAAGACAUUGUCAGAGCUCAAAAUCUGCACAUUUAACACCUCUCCUGCUAUUUAUACAUUUUCAGCUUAUAUUUUGUAUGUGAAAACCACAAGUUUUAGGAGAGUGCCAAUCAAAAAUAUGAUUCGUUUUGCUGGAAUUCUUUCAUUCCUGAGAAGUUCCAUUUGCAAAAAAAAAAGAGAUUUACACAGAAAUAGAUUUUUAACUUCAGUUCGGAUUGGUUGGUGUCCGUACAGGCAAAAAGCAACACAUAUAAUUUGUAUGGUUUAAUAAACAUUUGUUAAUUAUUGCAUGACCAGUUAGUAUACAGAUUUCUGGAGAUGUGUAUUUUGGGUGCAAAGCCCCUAAUAGCUGCUAACCUUGUAUCUCUUUAUGUACAUGUUUUAUAUAUAAACCUAUAUUUCAGCUUUUUGUAUGCAAUGCACAAAUGUUUUCUGAAUUAUAAAUAAAAAUAAAUUUUUUCACACCAACUCAUUUCAAGCUUAUGUGCUCAGUGAGAUUUGCGGUGUUGCUUUAAAAAUAACUGCCGUAUACCGUAGAUUUAGGCUCUAGUGUUUUUAUAUUACUGCUGCCUUUAUUUCAUUUUAAUGCUUUAUUUUACCAAGCUGCAUAAUGUUUAAAUACUGUGUAUUUAUCUUUAUCAUUGAAAUAAACUGAUUAUGAAACUUAA
Xenopus tropicalis (tropical clawed frog) is the source of this 6435-nucleotide messenger RNA. It is a transcript of the gene camkk2, whose product is annotated as calcium/calmodulin-dependent protein kinase kinase 2, beta. Gene Ontology annotation, molecular function: protein serine/threonine kinase activity; kinase activity; calcium/calmodulin-dependent protein kinase activity. NCBI's taxonomy places the organism in Eukaryota, Metazoa, Chordata, Amphibia, Anura, Pipidae. The record is from RefSeq and is a predicted model, not a curated record. Bases 196 to 1830 code for a protein of 544 amino acids. Gene Ontology annotation, cellular component: nucleoplasm; cytoplasm; nucleus. The transcript is spliced from 17 exons.